AACACUAUUUAACUGAUUCUCCGGUUUCUUUAUGGCGCGAAACUUCCUCUCGCGCUCUUUCAAUGACCAGCUUAGGGUUUCGUCCUCCUCAGUUCUCCGAGGAUUUUGCUUGGCUACCUACUUGGCUUCAAAAUCUUCAGGUAGAGGCAUCUGCUACUAAUAACCGCAUAAAGGAAACCCAAACUAGUACCAGUCAAAUUGAAAUUUUGUCAAGAGAAGAGGGUGGACAUAAUAGUUGCCAUUUAUUUUUGUCUGGAGAAGAUACUUCCCAAUAUAGUGUUGCCCCAUCACCAGGAAAUGUGCUUCACCUAUGUUUACGACUUUCUUCAGAUGGGGAAUCGCUCGAAAGCCAAAGCCAGUAUUUAUGUGCAUCUCAACCCAUGCAUGGUUCUAACAAAGUUCCGUUAUUGCAACAAAUUGAAACUUCAGCUGGCUCUCAAGAGAAAGCAUAUCUAUCAAAAGUGAAUGAUAACCAUGUUGUAGUAGAAGCAUCACCUCUAAAUUCUGUCCCAAUAGCUGUGGGGAAUGUUGGUCAACAAUCCCCAACCAAUAAUGAAGAAAUUGGGAGGCAGUCUGUAGAAAAAGUUGAUUGUAGUACUGAUGGAGAAGUAAAAAGUGACAUUCCACUAGCCGUAGAGAUUACUGGUCUUUCAUCUUCCGCCAAGUACAGGGAGAGCGGAGUUCGUGAAGAAAAAUUCAAUGUCAGGGACAUAAAAAAUGCUGAGGUCAGUGAUGCAGUUGAACUAUGUAUAGCUGCAUCUGAAGCAUUAGUUAUACAUGAGUUGAUGAGGAGUGGGUCAGCCGUAGAAGUUUUCUCAACAGGAAAUAUUCUUGAAGCUGCACUCCAGAUUAAGAAAGCACGAUUGAAGGGUCUAGAAGAUGGAAUCUUCUGCUCAUCUGAAGAAAUUGAUGAGAUUGAUUUCCUUUCGGACUUAGAUGACUCUGUUAUGGAGAGUGCCUUCCAAGAUGUGGGAUUAUCUUUCAGUGAUCCUGAUGUUCAGCAUGCUUGUAAUUCAGAUAUGUGUCAAGUGAAGGAUACUCCUUUAGAAAAUCAUUAUAGGGAUCUCAAUGGCUCCACACAUGUACAGCUCAAGGCUCAAGAUAAUGUUUUUGAUGGUUCGGAUUUGGGCUUGAACACUUCUAAACUGGCUAGCCUUGCUGAUAUCGUUUCAUAUCAGCCAGGUGAGGAAGUUUCACAUGUUUCAGCUGAGGCACAGGUUGAUGUAAACUCAUCUCCUGCUUGUAAAUCAGAAAAUGCCGAAAGAGAAGAUAGAAUAUGUUCUCCAAGUGCAGAUACAUUCAAAAGUCGCUGGUUUGGUGGUUGGAUGGUGAAGGAAUCAGACGCUUCUGCAAACUUCAAGCAAAACAACACUAAAGGCAUACCAGAGUUUUUUAAUGGCGAGACAAGCUUUCUCUCGGAAUCUGCAUAUGCUGCAGAUGAAAACUCUUGUGUGCAAAAACAUGAUUCUGGGUCCAAGAUAGUAUAUUCCUCCAGCAUACCUUUUGGAGAUGCACUUGAUAAAGCUGAGGAAGGGAUUUUGAGUUCCCAAGAGGUUAGAUCUUCCGACCAAUCCUUGGUGGAUCCUCUUUGUUCUAUUGUUCCUUGCAGUAUCUCUUCAGAGAAUGCAAGUGUUCCUUUAGCUCAGAAUCAAGAUGAUAGAGAAGCUGAUGCUCAAAGCUGCUUCAACACAGAAUCAGGACUUAGGUUAGACAAUGUCCAGAGGAUGUCUAAUGUUAACGUUAAUGGUUAUGUGGAUGUGGAUGCUGUGCCCACAAGUACUGGUGUGUGUCUUGAGGCCCCAGUUCGAAUGCAGCUGACCUCACUUAAAACUUACAGCACAUUCUUGCCAAAACAUGAUGUCAUUUUGAAGGCACAGAGACCAUACCGGACUCAACAGUUAUCAUCAGAACAUGUUGGAGAACCGCUUCUGUUGAAACAGAAUGUGCAUUCUCAUAGUUCUUCUGAUCGUAGGAAUUCUAAAUGCUUCUUGCCUCUUAGGCCUGAAAUUAAGUGUUCUGUUGAUAAAGAUCAUGAACAAAAUCAUGGUCCCACUGUUAUACAGAGUCCAGUUGCAGAUCAUGAUGAACCUGCAAAAGAUGGAGCUGAGCUGCCUGAGCAACAAGUCCAGCCUUCAGUGAAAACGAUAUCACCGCUUAUUCUAAACCGAAGGAAAUGCUGCCGCCUGAACCCUUCUGAACCUGUUAAAGCUGUACCUGGAAUGAAAAAUCCUGUACAGAUUGUCUCAAAACGAACCGUAAGCAAGGCUUUUGAAAGAAAAAACGUUCAAAUGAUAAACUCUAAGUUGAACAAUCCCCCUAGUCCUUCAAAUUUGGUUAGAAAGCAAGUUCGUUUCUCAGAACUUGAAGUUGAGCUUAAUAAGGAUGUCCAACAGCCCGAAACUUCAAAAAAAGAUUGUUUUGCUGUCAGAGCUAAUAAAAGGUCAAAAAAUUCCAAGAUGUGGUCUGAUUUUCAGGCUCAAGAUGCGAAAAGUUGUUUGACUGGUUAUACAAAUGUUACAAAGAGACCGAUGUUUCAUGGUCUAGAAUUCUUGCUUACAGGAUUUUCUAGUCAAAAGGAAAGAGAUAUUGUCAGACUAAUACAAGAUUAUGGUGGCAUGGUUCUCAUGGAUGUCCCAUGUCCCCCUUCAAUUUCUAGGGCCAACAGAAGGUUAAAAUCUAAUUUCCAGCGGCUUCCUAUUGUUUUAUGUUCAAAGAAGCUACAAACUUCCAAAUUCUUAUACGGCUGUGCAGUGAAUGCCCUCGUUCUAAAUGUAAAAUGGCUUGCUGAUUCCAUUGCAGCAGAUUCUGUUGUACCUCCUGAAAAAUACAUUAUUUUACCAAAUCAGGCUGUUCUCCAGUAUACAAGAUUUAGAAAGUCAUAUAAUCAUGAUAAUAGCAAACGUAUUUUUGAUGGAGUAGGGAUCAUGCUUCAUGGAAAGCACAGUUUCUGCACUAAAUUGACAACUAUAAUCAAGGGACUGUUGGUUUCACAUGAUAAAAGGAUGUCUUGGAAAGGGCAAAAGUUGAGAUGCAUUCCAAUUCAUAUGAAAUGUCCAAAUACUUCUUCCUGAGAGUAAUUUAUGCCCUGGUAUGACACAACACAAAUGCAAAUAAUAGACAGGACAGUGGUACCUUCAACACUAUCACUGUUCAUCAAUGACUUGUCGAUCAGCUACUUUCAUGCAGCUCACUUUGUAAAUUGUAAUGUUAUUUUUUCCUGUUAAUUUCACCCAUUCUCUCUCUCUCUCUCUCUCUCUUAAUAGUUAAAUGAUCUCAUACUGUGACUAAAUAUGUUCUCCAAUGGUUGAGCUGCUCAGCAUGGAGGUGGGCAGGUGUUCAAAACUCUCCAUAGGUUGUUUCAAAGUAUUGACGCUGAAAGGAUAUCAGUGGGAGCUAUUGUUGCUGAGGAUGAUAGUAGAACAUCACGUCACUUGAGACACUGUGCUCU
Messenger RNA from Jatropha curcas, 3448 nucleotides. RefSeq lists its product as uncharacterized. The record is from RefSeq and is a predicted model, not a curated record. Gene Ontology annotation, molecular function: histone binding. Lineage: Eukaryota; Viridiplantae; Streptophyta; Magnoliopsida; Malpighiales; Euphorbiaceae. Gene Ontology annotation, cellular component: nucleus. Gene Ontology annotation, biological process: DNA damage checkpoint signaling; positive regulation of transcription by RNA polymerase II.